AUCGCCCUCUCCUGUCAGUAGGAAAAAACCAGGAUGUGAAUGAUGUUGCCAGCUAAGCGGGCAGGAAACGUCUAUUUUUAUUGAUCAACACGGCGGAAUAUCAGCUCACAGUGUUCCGGAGAGAUUCAUGAAAGGCUUUUAUUAGUCUGACACCUGAAAACACACACAAAUAUCUCCCGGUCUCUGUCGGCUGUUGAGAGGAGGGUGGCAGGAUGAGUGGGGCAGCUCUGGGUAUCGAGAUCGUGGUGGUGUUCUUCCUCGCUCUGUUCCUGCUGCACCGGUAUGGAGACUUCAAGAAGCAGCAGCGCAUGGUGCUGUUCGGCACGCUGCUGGCCUGGUACCUGUGCUUCCUCAUCGUCUUCAUUUUACCCCUGGACGUCAGCACGACCAUCUAUAAGCAGUGUAAGAUAGACCAUGAAGGCCACACUGACAAUCACACAGCAGCUAACACAUCUGCCACGCCCACUAAACGUGCACCAACAGUGUGCUACAAGCCGUGGAGCUACAUCCCUGAUGGCAUCAUGCCCGUGUUCUGGAGGGUGGUGUACUGGACGUCUCAGUGCCUCACAUGGCUGCUGCUGCCCUUCAUGCAGUCGUAUGCUCGCUCAGGAGGCUUCUCCAUCACCGGGAAGAUCAAAACUGCCCUGAUAGAGAACGCCAUUUAUUACGGGACCUACCUGCUCAUCUUCGGCUCUCUGCUCAUAUACGUGGCUGUUCAUCCUAAGUGGAACCUCUCCUGGUACGAGCUCCAGACCAUCGGGAUCACAGCAGCUAACACCUGGGGCCUGUUCCUCCUGGUGCUGCUGCUUGGGUAUGGUUUGGUGGAAAUCCCUCGCUCGUACUGGAAUGCUUCUCGUCACGGUCACUUACUUAUCAAGACGUACUUCAAGGCGUCCAAGCUGAUGACGGAGAAAGCAGACGCAGAGGAGAACCUGGAGGACGUGAUGGAGGAGGUGAGAAAGGUGAGUGAAUCCAUCAAGUAUAACCAUCCGCUGAGGAAGUACAUCGACACCAUCCUCAGAAAGUGCCCCGUGGAUUACCAGGAGAAGAUGGGCAGGAACAUGGACGACUACGAGGACUUUGAUGACAAACAGAACACCUAUCCGAGUGAGAAGAGUCUGGUGAAGCUCCAUAAACAGGUGAUCUACGCGGUUCAGAGACACAACAGGACUCGGGUCCAGUGGGAGAUCCUCCUGCAGCAGGCCAUCCAUCUGGAGGACGUCGCCAAGAACGAGACUAGCUCCACCCACCAGUUUGUCCACAGCUUCCCGUCGUCUGAGCCAGCCAGCUGGUUCAGCAGAUACGUUUACACGCCGACUGUAGAAUGGUACUGGGAGUGUCUCCUGAAGACCUGGUUUUACCGGCUGCUGUCCGUGGUCCUGACUCUGUUCAGCGUGGCGGUGGUUUGGUCUGAAUGCACCUUCUUCAGCACCCGGCCCGUCCUCUCUCUGUUCGCUGUGUUCAUCCAGCUGGCUGAACGAGACUACAACUACCUGUACAUCGAGAUGGCGUGCUUUGUCACUAUCUUCUUCCUGUGUACCUGUGUGUACUCCACUGUGUUCCGCAUCCGUGUUUUUAACUACUACUACCUGGCCUCCCAUCACCAGACCGACGCUUACAGCCUCCAGUUCAGUGGCAUGCUGUUCUGCCGUCUGACGCCUCCUCUGUGUCUGAACUUCCUGGGUUUGAUCCACAUGGACUCUGCCAUCUCCCACCAGCAGAAGGAGCAGACUGCGUACACCUCCAUCAUGGGAUCCAUGCGCGUCCUCUCUUUCAUCGCUAACGGCUUCUACAUCUACUACCCCAUGCUGAUCGUCAUCCUCUGCAUCGCCACGUACUUCAGCCUUGGGACUCGCUGCCUCAACCUCCUAGGCUUCCAGCAGUUUGUGGGUGACAGUGAGAUGACCUCUGACCUUAUCGACGAGGGCAAGGAGCUGAUCCGACGAGAGAAAAGGAAACGGCAAAGGGUAGAAGACGGAGAGAACAGACGCAGAGAAUGGAAGGAGCGUUACGGAAACUCGAGGGAUGACUACACGGCGAGGAACAGGAGCAGCCAUGAGAUGAAGGAGACCAGUUACUCAGACACCGUGACGCCCAGAGACAACAGACAAGCUAAAUACUCUCGCUCUGGAGGCCGGGCGGAGAGGGACUGCAUGGAGCUGCUGCAGGACGCUGAACCUUUAGACUUCAACGCUGAGUCUCUGACAGAUGACGCUCUGGACUCAGAGUCUGGGAGACAUGCAGGAGGACGAUAUCUGUCCAUGUCUUCGUCACGCAGCCGAAUAUUUGACGACGUCUGACGGGAAGAAGAAAGGUGAAGGGGAGCCAUAAACUGGAACACACAUUAAAGUUUGAAGGAAGUGAAUGUACCACAUGACCUCUGUUUCCCAGGAUGCACGGUAACUUAACUGCAGGUGGCCUGUGUCAGUGACGGUCUGUCCCCCUAAAUGAUCCAUAAUCCUGUCCAUGAAGGCUAAAGGAAUAUUGAAGCUAACCAUGUUACACUAACUGUCAUGGAGACACGUCUAAGACCCCUGCAUGUCAGGCAGGGGGCGCUCUAACCGUCUGAGCAUGCUCUAAAAGAGAGUCACACCCUGCUGCAUGUCGUCACUUUCAUCACAGGUCACAUGAAGGAAGGUCAUCUAUAUUUGUGAAUGUAUUUCUCAUUUUGUCAUGUUUGAAACACGAUCACUCUCAGCUUCACUUCAUCUACAGCUCACAGCAAGAGAACCCGAGUUGUCCGUCAUGUUAAAUCAAAACGACUGCUCGGGGACUCUCCCCGCUGACGCUCUUCUGCGGCGUUCACACGGGACACUCCGCCCCCUCAUCUCCUCAAACAGUCCGACUGAGUGUGAAGCCAUAAACGGUUUUAAGAGAAGUUCACUUCCUGCCCUGAUGGUUAGAAAAUGUUCCCUCUUGGCUUGUCACAAUACCAGAAUUUAAAACUGUGAUGAGAUUCUAGUAAAAAUCAAACAUUGAUACCUGUUACCACAGCAACACAAAUAGAAAUCUUAAGCCCUGUUCAGAGCGCCGUUUCCAGCCGCCAUAUAUACACGCCUGUGACGUUUCUUCUCCAAUCUAAAUGUUGUGGAGGCGUAAUGACAGUGCAGUGUCCCUGGGUUCAAUCUGACCCCUGACCCUCUCCAGCGUGUUGUCCUCCACUCUCUCUCUCUCACUUCCUGUUUCUCUCCUGCUGUCCGAUCUUAAAAAGACAAAAAGGCCAAAAAAUCUAACGUCAAACAAACAAACAAACAGACGUGGUAAAGAGAAGAAUUGUUGAUAACCUCGGCUGCUUCAGCGCCACAUAUUGGUCAAAGGAAUCCAGAUUUCUUCCCUCAGAAAUCUCGUCCACACACGUCCACACUUCAGGCUCCAAUAACUCCAAGUGUGAAGAGAAUACGACACGUUUCAACAUAAGCUCCGCCCACAGCGCAAGAGCAAACGUAUCACACGUUUAGAAGAACCGUGUUGGAAAUAUAAAAUAUAACGAAACCCGGCGCGGUCCAGAAAUAUGUUAAAGUAGUGAAAACCUCAAGGGGCGGGGCUUAAAUGAUCUUUUUCUUGUUCUUGUGAUAAUCCUUGGCUUCACCUUGCAGACCCUCUCACUUACAGUCUGUGGUAACAACAGGUAACACACAGGUCUGGCCCUUUAAAUGUGUUAGCAUGUAGCAUUAGCUCUGGGGCUGACGACGAGCUCCUGCUGGCAGGUUCAGUGACCACGUUCACAUCAUGCCGCCCUCGGUCCAUAUCAUGUCUGUGUAUAUAAUGUAUGAUAUCUUUUUGUAUGAGUUGGACUAAUUCAUGAUGCACAGAAGAAUUCACGUGACUUUGUAUUUAUUGUAUUUCCUGGUAACGGAGCGUCAUCAUCCUGCUGAUUCUGAUGUUUGAUUAUAUUUAUUCAUGACGCCGCAGGUGGAGCGUAGAUAUCACGAGUUCUUUACUGUCGUGACUUAUUUAGAGAAACAAUGAUGUAUGUUUUAAUCUGCUGCCAGUGUUGUGUCAAUAAAAGAGAUCCAAUGUCA
This is a messenger RNA of Labrus bergylta (ballan wrasse), 4022 nucleotides long. Lineage: Eukaryota; Metazoa; Chordata; Actinopteri; Labriformes; Labridae. The record is from RefSeq and is a predicted model, not a curated record.